UAGAAGAAAUAAAAUUAGAAACAACAAAAAAAUAGCAAAAUUUGAAGUUUUCAAAAUUUCACUGGUUUUAAGAUGUCCGACUAUGACAAUGAGCAACACUAUGUCCCUAAAGGUAUUUCGAUUGGAGAAAAUGAGGAGUUAAGUUUUAAGCAGCUGGAUAUUAUGACGAAAUGGCUGUUAGACGAUACUGAAGAAUUGGAGAAGGAAUUCAAACUGAAAAAUGAGUACACAAUACAACAAGAAGUUCAGUUAUUGAAUAAUGACAAAAUGUUAGUUGAGGUUAAUAGUCAAGUUCAAAACUUAAGCAACAAUAUGGAUGUUGUCCAGAAGGAAUACGAUGAAUUAAAUCAAUCUUUAGAUUAUCUAGAACGAAACCUAACUAAUGUUGAAGUGUUGGGGCAGGAAACGCGCAGUUACGUACAAUCCAAGAGGUGGGAGCGUGGUCAUUUAAUAAACUUAAUCACAACCACUGACCAGUUUAUGUUAUGUGUUCAACCUGAAAUUGCGCAGCUGGAAGAUACCAUCGCACUUGUGAAGAAGGAAACUAAUCCAUUAACAACAUUAUACCAAAUUCUUGACUGCCACGUUCGGACACUUGAACAAACUGAGAAGAAUUUAAAUACCAUCGUAAAUAGAAUUCCUGAAUUAAGGACUUGCCUCAAUGAAGUUAUGCUUCAAAUUACUAGAAAUCAAAAUACUACCCAAAAGGACGAGUGCUGUGGCCAAAACAAUCCAAAGCUCAGUUAAAAGAAUAUAUUAAAACGUGUAUUUAAUCAAAAAUAUUUUGUUCCAGAGAUUGUUACUAACUGCAAAAUUGUCAAGUUGAUUGAAUUCCCGAUAUAUUUUUGAAAAAAUUAAAUUUCG
Molecule: messenger RNA, 864 nt
Organism: Teleopsis dalmanni
Lineage: Eukaryota; Metazoa; Arthropoda; Insecta; Diptera; Diopsidae
Exons: 4
Coding region: 73-747 (224 amino acids)
Source: RefSeq, a predicted model, not a curated record